AGCAGGCAGUGGAAGAGGGAGGGCAGAAGAAGGAGGGUGAGAAAAAAAAAAAAAAGACAGAAAGGGUGAGUGAGUGUUGCACAGAAAGAGUGGGAGGAAGCGAGUGCUGUAGUUUAGCCCGAACUCUCUGCGAAGCUGCUGUCGACAGGAAAAGAAGUUUGACUCCCGGUGACGCUGACUGAGCCACUCGGUUGUUGUUAGCCACCCUCUGUACGGCGUCCUGCACCCUACAAGCAGCAACCAUGUCAGACGCAGACAAGUUCCUGUAUGUGGACCGCAAUAUGGUCAACAACCCACUGGCACAGGCGGACUGGGCCACCAAGAAGCUGGUAUGGGUGCCAUCGGAGCGCCUGGGCUUUGAGGCCGGCUCAGUGAAGGAGGAGCGCGGCGAUGAGUGUGUGGUGGAACUGACGGACUCUGGUAAGAAGAUCAAGGUGAACAAGGAUGACAUCCAGAAGAUGAACCCCCCCAAGUUCAGCAAGGUGGAAGACAUGGCAGAGCUCACCUGUCUGAAUGAGGCGUCUGUGCUGCACAACCUGAAGGAACGAUACUACUCUGGCCUCAUUUAUACAUACUCUGGCCUCUUCUGUGUCGUCAUAAACCCCUACAAGAACCUGCCCAUCUACUCGGAGGACAUUGUUGAUAUGUACAAGGGCAAGAAAAGGCAUGAAAUGCCACCUCAUAUUUACGCCAUCACUGACACAUCUUACAGAAGCAUGAUGCAGGAUCGUGAAGACCAGUCCAUUCUCUGCACAGGUGAGUCUGGUGCUGGAAAGACGGAAAACACCAAGAAGGUCAUCCAGUAUCUGGCUCAUGUGGCCUCCUCUCAUAAGACCAAGAAAGAUCAGAGCUCGUUCCUGUCACAUGGGGAGCUGGAGAAACAGCUCCUGCAGGCUAACCCCAUCCUAGAAGCCUUUGGAAAUGCCAAGACAGUCAAAAAUGACAACUCUUCCAGAUUUGGAAAAUUUAUCCGGAUCAACUUUGAUGUCAAUGGUUACAUCGUUGGUGCCAAUAUUGAAACUUACUUGUUGGAAAAAUCCCGUGCCAUUCGCCAGGCCAAAGAUGAGAGGACCUUUCAUGUCUUCUACUACUUGCUCACUGGGGCUGGAGACAAAUUGCGCAAUGAACUCCUCCUUGAAAAUUACAACAACUACCGUUUCCUUUCCAAUGGGAAUGUCACAAUUCCUGGGCAGCAGGACAAGGACCUGUUUGUCGAGACCAUGGAGGCCAUGAGGAUCAUGAGUAUCCCAGAGGAUGAGCAAAUAGGUUUGCUGAAGGUGGUGGCGUCUGUACUGCAAAUGGGGAACAUGAGCUUCAAAAAGGAGCGACACACAGACCAAGCCUCCAUGCCUGACAACACGGCGGCUCAGAAGGUUUGCCACCUCAUGGGCAUGAAUGUCACAGACUUCAGCAGAGCCAUCCUGACACCAAGGAUUAAGGUGGGCCGAGACUAUGUCCAGAAGGCCCAGACUCAGGAGCAGGCCGAGUUUGCUGUGGAGGCCUUGGCCAAGGCCACGUAUGAAAGGAUGUUCCGCUGGCUCGUCAUGAGAAUCAACAAAGCCCUGGACAAGACCAAGAGGCAAGGAGCCUCCUUCAUCGGCAUCCUGGAUAUUGCUGGUUUUGAGAUCUUUGAGCUGAACUCGUUUGAGCAGCUUUGUAUCAACUACACCAACGAGAAGCUGCAGCAGCUCUUCAACCACACCAUGUUCAUCCUGGAGCAGGAGGAGUACCAGAGGGAGGGCAUCGAGUGGAGCUUCAUCGACUUCGGCCUCGACCUGCAGCCCUGCAUCGACCUGAUUGAGAAACCUGCCAGUCCCCCUGGUAUUUUAGCGCUGCUGGAUGAGGAGUGCUGGUUCCCCAAGGCCACAGACAAGAGCUUUGUGGAGAAGGUGCUGCAGGAGCAGGGAACACACCCAAAGUUCUUUAAACCCAAGAAACUGAAGGAUGAGGCUGACUUCUGUAUCAUCCAUUAUGCUGGCAAGGUGGACUACAAGGCAGACGAGUGGCUGAUGAAGAAUAUGGACCCCUUGAAUGACAAUGUGGCGACUCUGCUCAACUUGUCCACUGAUAAGUUUGUCUCUGAGCUGUGGAAGGAUGUGGACCACAUUGUGGGUCUGGAUAAGGUGACUGGCAUGUCCGAGAUGCACGGUGCCUUUAAGACACGUAAGGGCAUGUUCCGCACAGUGGGCCAGCUGUACAAGGAGCAGCUAUCUAAGCUCAUGGCCACAUUGAGGAACACAAACCCAAACUUUGUUCGCUGCAUCAUCCCAAACCACGAGAAAAAGGCUGGUAAACUGGACCCACAUCUGGUUCUGGACCAGCUGAGGUGUAAUGGUGUGCUAGAGGGCAUCCGUAUCUGCAGACAGGGCUUCCCUAACCGCAUUGUCUUCCAGGAGUUUAGGCAGAGGUAUGAAAUCCUCACUCCUAACGCCAUCCCCAAGGGUUUCAUGGAUGGAAAGCAGGCCUGUGUUCUCAUGAUCAAAAGCCUGGAGCUGGAUCCGAACCUGUACCGCAUGGGCCAGAGUAAAGUGUUCUUCAGGGCUGGUGUCCUUGCUCACCUGGAGGAGGAGAGAGACAUGAAGAUCACAGACAUCAUCAUUAGCUUCCAGGCCUGGUGUAGAGGCUACGUGGCCCGCAAGGCUUUUACCAAGAGACAGCAGCAAUUGACUGCAAUGAAGGUGAUCCAAAGAAACUGUGCUGCUUACCUUAAACUCAGGAACUGGCAGUGGUGGAGACUCUUCACCAAGGUGAAGCCUCUCCUGCAAGUCAGCAGACAAGAGGAGGAGUUGCAGGCCAAGGAUGAUGAACUGGUUAAGGUGAAGGAGAAGCAUAUUUAUGCCGAGCAGCGACUUCAAGAGCUGGAGCAGAAGCAACAGCAGAUCUCUGCUGAGAAGAUGGCUCUACAGGAGCAGCUCCAAGCAGAGACUGAGCUCUGUGCUGAAGCAGAAGAGAUGAGAGCCCGUCUGGCUGCCAGGAAGCAGGAGCUGGAGGAGAUUCUCCAUGACCUGGAGGCCCGUGUGGAGGAGGAGGAGGAGCGUGCCUCUCAUCUGACAUCAGAGAAAAAGAAGAUGCAGCAGAAUAUUAGUGACCUGGAGCAGCAACUGGAUGAGGAGGAGGCAGCCAGACAGAAACUUCAGCUGGAGAAGGUCACUUUGGAGGCCAAGAUGAAGAAGAUAGAGGAUGAUGUUAUGGUUCUUGAUGAUCAGAACAACAAACUUAACAAGGAGAAAAAGUUGUUGGAAGAGAGGAUCUCGGAGUUCACCACCAACCUGGCAGAGGAGGAAGAAAAGUCCAAGAGCCUGCAGAAACUCAAGACCAAACACGAGGCCAUGAUUACAGACCUGGAGGACCGCCUGCGCAGGGAGGAAAAGCAGCGUCAGGAGUUGGAGAAGAACAGACGUAAACUUGAGGGUGACUUCACUGACACACAUGACCAGAUUGCUGAGCUGCAGGCCCAGAUUGCUGAGCUCCGUGCCCAACUAGCCAAAAAGGAGGAAGAGCUCCAGGCGGCUCUGGCCAGGAUUGAGGAGGAGGCAGCGCAGAAGAACCUGGCCCAGAAAAAGAUCCGUGAACUGGAGGCUCAGCUGUCUGAACUGCAGGAGGAUUUGGAGCUUGAGAGGCAAGCUCGAACCAAGGCAGAGAAACACCGCAGAGACCUGGGAGAAGAGCUGGAGGCCCUCAAGACUGAGCUCGAGGACACUCUGGACUCCACUGCCGCCCAGCAAGAACUGAGGAGUAAGCGUGAAACUGAGGUGGCACAUCUUAAAAAGACUCUGGAUGACGAGGCCAAAGUCCACGAACAGCAGCUGGCUGAUAUGAGACAGAAGCACAGUCAGGCCUUUGACGAGCUCAACGAGCAGCUGGAGCAGGCUAAGAGGACCAAAGUGUCAGUGGAGAAGGCCAAGCAGGCUCUGGAGUCGGAGAGGAACGAGCUGGCCAUUGAGCUGCAGACACUGAUGCAUGGUAAAGGAGAAUCCGAACACCGUAGGAAGAAGGCUGAAGCCCUGGUCCAGGAGCUGCAGCUCAAAUUUUCUGAGUGUGAGCGCCAGAGGGUGGAGCAGGCUGAGAAACUCACAAAAGUGCAGGCUGAACUGGAAAAUGUCAACUGCGUGCUGAGUGAUGUGGAGGGGAAAUCCAUCAAAGCAACCAAAGACUGCUCUGCCGUGGAGUCGCAGCUACAGGAUGUUCAGGAACUACUGCAAGAAGAGACGCGCCACAAACUGUCCCUGGGUACGCGUAUGCGCCAGCUGGAGGAUGAACAGAAUAACUUGAGAGAACAACUGGAGGAAGAAGAAGCAGCCAAGAAGAAUGUGGAGAAGCAGCUUCAAACUGUGCAGGCUCAGCUUGCUGAAAUGAGAAAGAAGGUGGAGCAGGAGACAGGGUCGCUGGAGACUGCCGAGGAGGGAAAGAAGAGAUAUCAACGCGAACUUGAGGCAACAAACCAGCGUCUGGAGGAGAAAUGUGCUGCCUACGACAAGCUGGACAAAACCAAGACACGUCUCCAGCAAGAGCUGGAUGACCUGCUGGUAGAUCAGGAUCAUCUUCGACAGAUUGUCUCCAACCUGGAGAAGAAGCAGAAGAAGUUUGACCAGAUGUUGGCUGAGGAGAAGAACAUCUCUGCCCGCUAUGCAGAGGAGCGUGACCGGGCUGAAGCUGAUUCCCGCGAGAAGGAGACCCGAACUCUGUCUUUAACCCGUGAGCUGGAGUCUCUGAUGGACAUAAAGGAAGAACUGGACCGCAACAACAAACUGCUGCGGGCUGAAAUGGAGGACCUGGUAUCCUCUAAGGAUGAUGUCGGCAAGAGCGUCCAUGAGCUGGAGAAGUCUAAACGUGCCAUGGAGCAGCAGCGAGAAGAGAUGAGGACUCAGCUGGAGGAACUGGAGGACGAGCUGCAGGCCACAGAGGAUGCCAAGCUGCGUCUUGAGGUCAACAUGCAGGCCAUGAAGGCUCAGUAUGAGAGAGACCUGGCAGGACGCGAUGAGAUGGGAGAGGAGAAGAAGCGAGCAUUGGUCAAACAGGUGCGGGAGAUGGAGAUGGAGUUGGAGGAUGAGCGCAAGCAGCGCUCUGCAGCCGUGGCCUCUCGCAAGAAGCUGGAGCUGGACCUGAAGGAGCUGGAGGCGGGCAUUGACAUGGCCAACAAAAACCGCGAGGAGGCCCUGAAGCAGCUGAAGAAACUCCAAGCACAGAUGAAGGAUCUUGUCCGCGAGUUGGAGGACACUCGCAUGUCUCGGGAGGAGAUCCUUGCUCAGAGCAAGGAGACUGAGAAGAAGCUGAAGGGCAUGGAGGCUGACAUGAUCCAGAUGCAGGAGGAGUUGGCGGCUGCAGAGCGAGUGAAAAGACAGGCCCAGCAGGAGAGAGAUGAGCUGCAGGAUGAGAUUAACAACCAGGCCGCCAAGAAUGCUCAGGUUGCAGAGGAGAGGAGACGACUGGAAGCUCGUAUUGCUCAGCUGGAGGAGGAGCUGGAGGAGGAGCAGUGCAACGCUGAGCUGAUCAACGACAGGCUGAAGAAAUCAAUGCUGCAGUCCGACCAGAUGAAUGUGGAGCUGACCGCCGAGCGCAGCACCUGUCAGCGCGUCGAAGGGGCUCGCUCUCAGAUGGAACGUCAGAACAAGGAGCUGAAACUGAAGCUGCAGGAGCUGGAGGGAGCGAUCAAGUCCAAGUACAAGGCCAACAUGGCCACCCUGGAGUCAAAGAUCGUUCAGCUAGAGGAACAGCUGGACAUGGAGACCAGGGAGAGGCAGACUGCCACCAAGAUUGCGAGACGUACGGAAAAGAAGUUGAAGGAAGUCAUUCUGCAGGUGGAUGACGAGAGACGCAACACUGAGCAGUACAAGGACCAGGUCGACAAGCUGAACUCCCGUAUGAAACAGCUGAAGCGUCAGCUGGAGGAGGCUGAGGAAGAGGCUCAGAGAGCCAAUGCCAACAGAAGGAAACUGCAGAGGGAGCUGGAAGACGCCACCGAGUCAGCAGACACCAUGACCCGUGAAGUCACCACUCUGAAGAACAAGCUCAGACGUGGAGACCUCCCCUUCACCACCCGCCGCACUACUGUUCCACGUGCUGGCAUCGAGAGUGAUGAGGAGAGCGAGAACAAGAUCGAGACGCUCGAGCCCAAACCCGAAUGAGCAGCCACCACAACACUUUGAUUUGUUAGAACUGCAUCAUAAAUAGACAGAUCCAAAUACACACAAGCACACAUUACUGUACCUGCUGAACAGGGAGGAGCACACUCGACACAAAUCACGUGACACUCUUUAACAUCGACAAUCUAUGCAUUCUUAACACACUCACACACAAGUACAGACGCCAGUAAACUUGGGACAAUCACAUGCUGAUGAAUACACACGUUAUUUCCGGGCCCAAUUUUUUUUGUUUGUUUCAUUUUACAUACUCUGGGAAAAUUUAAAGAAGCAAAAAAUGAUAUUUUUAUAAGGAAACAUUCCAGUUCUGAUAGUCCUGAUCAAGGAUCUAUUUUUCUAAUUGAAGAAAGAGAAAACAAAGAAGGAUAAACAAAUGAAUACCGAUUACUGGAAGGGGACCAAAGUAAUAUCUCGAUCUAUAGAAAUGUAUUUUAUGCUGAAGUUUUUAUAAUGGUUAAGAAUGGAAGUGCUUCAUGUUUAUUACGCUUGCGCUCUUGCCUCAGUUUAUAAUGAAGGUUUAUAUGCUGAAAUGUAUUCUAUCAAUUUAGCUGCAAUUAGCACUUGAGACUAUGCUUUUGGACUUAAUAAUUUGUUACAUACAAUUCAUGUCGAAAAUUUGAGGCAAAUUUCAAGUAACGGAUCAGACUCAUUGACGCAUAUUGAAGGCAUUUGAUUGUGACUGUGCUGAAAUAUCUUAAUUUUGCACUGACAUGGUAAGGAAACUUUAGCCUCGACAUCAUUAACCACUGCAGUUGUGUGUUUAAUUGAAACGUUUAAUUGACGGAGAUUCUUUGGAAAAAAUGUGCAUGUGCUCGUGUAGCCAGCGCACACACAUGCACACACACACUAAGGCCUCAAACGCAGCAGAAUUUCCACUGGGCGGGGAUGUUGGCUUAUUUCUGGACAUGCAUUGAUUUUUAUGUUUCUCACUAUCAGUGUUUUUGUUAUGUUCAGGGUGAAGUUGAAUGGGGUGGUGGGGUAGUUAAAUACUCACAGCACACACUGUAUUCUCAGGGCACAGCUUGCUGAGGGAGACGCAGUUGAGGGUGUAACAAACCAAAGGCAGAUUAAGGAUAUGUUACUCUAACCUAUGUUCACUGUAGUCUGACUGGCCUGUAAAGCUUCACAUAGACAUGCUCAUCAGGUGAACAAGCCCAUGUCUCGAUAUCAAACCCUUAUCAGGUUGUGCCCAGGGGCAGCUUUUGGCUCACACUGCUGGAAAGUGAGAGGAAUUUGUUACCUAAAGAAUAACGGUUCAUAAGUGAAAACGAUUGCUUCUAAUGCACUUAAAAAAAAAAAAAAAGGAACUUAAAAGACAAAAGAACAUGCAUCUCCUCAUUUUUAGUAAUGUUGGUCUGAGUGCACCUCUGGAAUGGAAAUCAUGUUGUGAAAUGUUGGUAUUAUUGCAAAUAAAGAGGCUUUCUAAACUGCUA
Molecule: messenger RNA, 7573 nt
Organism: Solea senegalensis (Senegalese sole)
Lineage: Eukaryota; Metazoa; Chordata; Actinopteri; Pleuronectiformes; Soleidae
Product: myosin-9-like
Exons: 41
Coding region: 243-6125 (1960 amino acids)
Cellular component (GO): myosin complex
Molecular function (GO): actin filament binding; cytoskeletal motor activity; ATP binding
Source: RefSeq, a predicted model, not a curated record